AUGGAUAGUGAAUUCGUACACAUAUCAACGAGCCUUCGUCUGCAAAUUGGAUACGGCAUUGGGCACGUACUUAACGAUGUAUGUGCAAGUUUGUGGUUCACUUACUUUUUGGUAUUUUUUCAUUUAGUAUUGGAAUUUACCGCAUCCCAGUCGGGUAACUUGAUGCUAAUAGGACAAGUAGUAGAUGCUUUAGCGACACCAUUUGUUGGAUAUCAUUCAGACCACACAGACAAUGGUAUUAGUGCUAAAUAUGGUCGACGGAAAUUGUGGCAUUUAUUUGGUACCGUCUGUGUCCUGUUGUCAUUCCCCUUCAUAUUCUCAGAGUGCAUUGAGUGUUCAUUAUCCCACAAAUGGGCACAAAUGUAUUAUUUUGCAUCGUUUAUUAUAAUAUUCCAAAUUGGUUGGGCUGCGGUACAGAUAUCACAUCUAAGUUUAAUACCAGAACUGUCCGAAGACGAUCAUACUAGAACUCAUCUCACAGCUAUCAGAUAUGGGUUCACAGUAUUUUCAAAUUUAUUCGUCUACAUUAUCACAUGGCUUAUAUUACGGAUGACUGGGGAAUGCGAUAAACAUCAAAUAGGGCCAUCAGAUGCCUGGAAGUUUAGACAUAUAGUAUACAUAGCGCUGGCAGUAGGUACGAUUGCAUCCAUAUUAUUUCACUUCACUGUUUCUGAAAAAAACAGCCGCGUCCGUCGGGAUCAACUAGAACCGGAGGGUGAAAGCGGUGCGCACUAUGAUUUCUUACGCAAACCACUUAUGUAUCAGGUGGCCGGUGUGUACAUGUGUACAAGACUUGUAGUGAACGUGUCACAGGUAUUAAUACCCCUGUAUCUCCACCGUACGCUAGGCCUAGCCGAGCGCGCCCUAGCAGCGGUUCCCCUAGCGCUGUACCUUGGCAGCCUAGCCGCGGCAGGCGUACAAAGGCUGGCCCCAAGGUCGUGUAAACGAAAACUCAAUUAUCUAACUGGUUCUGCAUGCGCAUUGGCUGGUUUUGUGUGGAUUUAUCUGGGAUCUGAUGACGAUUAUAAAGUCUAUUUUAUAUAUGUGGUUGCUGUGUUAAUAGGGUUUGGAGGUGCUAUAAUGUUGGUGACAAGUUUGGCUCUGACGGCAGACUUGGUCGGCGCCAGGACCGAAGCUUCUGCCUUCGUGUAUGGACUCAUGAGCUUCAGCGAUAAACUGGCUUGUGGAAUCGCUAUUGUUGUUAUUCAAACAUAUGCGGACGGCGCGCCGGCGAGCUACUAUCGCGACGCGCUCUCGUGGGUGUGCGGCGCCGCAACUAUCGUAGGACUCAUGUUGACGUUGCUCUUACCCAGAUUCUAUAGUCAUGAACUCCUUGUGGACGAUAACUCUUCAAUAAAUAAUUCAGAUGAACAGGACACCGCAGAACCGUUAAACGCAUGA
This is a messenger RNA of Arctia plantaginis, 1401 nucleotides long. The record is from the annotation of a GenBank genome assembly. NCBI's taxonomy places the organism in Eukaryota, Metazoa, Arthropoda, Insecta, Lepidoptera, Erebidae.